This is a messenger RNA of Drosophila sulfurigaster albostrigata, 3565 nucleotides long. Its product is annotated as oxysterol-binding protein 1-like. NCBI's taxonomy places the organism in Eukaryota, Metazoa, Arthropoda, Insecta, Diptera, Drosophilidae. Gene Ontology annotation, molecular function: sterol binding. The record is from RefSeq and is a predicted model, not a curated record. Gene Ontology annotation, cellular component: intracellular membrane-bounded organelle; membrane; cytosol.
UAUUUUUGUGCAGAAAAAAAAAUAGGUUGGCAAGAAUUGCCGCUAAAGUAAACGAAAUUUUAAAGUAAACGCGAUUUUGCUGUUGGCGUUGCAGCAACGUUGUGUGUGGUGCGGAUGUGUAUAAUCCCUAAAUAAUAACAAUAAUGCCAGAAGUUGCAGCUGGCUGAAAACACAAAAAAAACAAAUUGCUAGCUGAUUUCCAAUUGGGAAGUUGGUGGUGUUGUUGUUGCUGUGCUUGUGGUUGUUGUUGUCAGCGGCCCCAAGUUGCAGUUUUUUUGUACGUGGCGUUUAAAGUCGUCGCAAGUAGCGCAAAGUGCUAAACAAUUAAAAUUGCCACGGUGGGUGACGACGACGACGCGACGCGAGAAGCGGGCGGAGCAGCAGCGGCAACGGGACACAACGAUUGCUAGCAUGGCUGACGCAGCAGCAGGCGCAGGAGGAGCAGCAGCCGCAGGAGGGGGUGUGGCGGGCGGAACUGCAGCUGCAGGCAAACCAGAAAAAGGCAGUGGUGAUCCCGAAAUGAAGGGCUGGCUGCUCAAAUGGACCAACUACAUCAAGGGCUACCAACGACGCUGGUUUGUGCUCUCAAAGGGCGUGCUCAGCUAUUAUCGCAAUCAGUCCGAGAUCAAUCACACAUGUCGCGGUACCAUUUCGUUGCAUGGUGCUCUCAUACACACUGUGGACUCGUGCACGUUUGUCAUCUCAAAUGGCGGCACACAAACGUUUCACAUCAAGGCCGCCAAUGAGGUCGAACGUCAGUCGUGGGUCACUUCGCUGGAACUGGCCAAGGUGAAGGCAAUACGCGCCAUCGAGAGCGAGGAGGAGGAGGCCGAGGAGACGGCUCAAGUGGUGCCCAGCCAGGAGAUCUAUGCAGUGGUCAGAGAUCUAACCGAAAGACUGGAGAACAUGCGCACCUGUUACGAUCUGAUCACCAAACAUGGCGCUGCCCUGCAGCGUGCGCUGAAUGAUCUCGAAUCGAAUGAGGAGGAAUCGCUGGCCAGUCGCACAAAGAUUGUCAAUGAGCGCGCCACGCUCUUUAGAAUCACCUCUAAUGCCAUGAUCAAUGCCGGCAACGAUUAUUUGCGUUCGGCCGAAUCGCAGGGCCAAAAAUGGUCGAAGAUGUUACAUCACGAACGCGAACAGCGUCAACGACUCGAGGAAAUAAUUGAGCAGAUGGCAAAGCAGCAGUCGCAAAUGGAACAAGCAGCGGUGAUGGUGCGUCGUAGCAAGAACGUUCCGCCAGCUGUGGUCGCAGCUGGAGCAGGGCUCACCAGCGACGAUGAGACGGAGUUCUUUGAUGCUGAGGAGCAUCCCGAUAACGGCGGUGCCUUCAUUCUCAAGCUGAACAAUCGACGCAGCAGCUCUGAGGAUCAUGUGGAAGGCUCCGAGGGUCAAACCGGCAGCUCGUCGGAGAGCGACGAAACCAAGCGCAGCAACGUGCAACAGCAGCAAGUGUGCCUCAUUAGCGCCAUUCGCAUGGCGUCCGGCGACGACGAAGAUGCCGUCGAUCGUGUCUCGAAUCAACGCCAAGAAGACGAGAUGCCCAGAAGCACGCGACCGAGCAGAAAUUCGAGCAGCAAUCCGCAGAAGGUGCGACGCACACGAGUCCCAGAUAAGCCCAACUAUCCUCUCAGCUUGUGGAGCAUUAUGAAGAACUGCAUUGGCAAGGAUCUGUCCAAAAUACCCAUGCCCGUCAACUUCAAUGAGCCACUGUCGAUGCUACAACGCCUCACAGAGGAUUAUGAGUAUGCGGAUAUCUUGGAUGUGGCCGCCGCUUGCACGGAUGAGUGCGAGCAGUUGGCCUACUUGGCCGCCUUUACAGCCUCGGCAUAUGCAACGACUACGAAUCGCACUGGCAAACCGUUUAAUCCACUGCUGGGGGAGACCUUUGAGUGCGAUCGUAUGGAGGAUCUGGGUUGGCGCUCGUUAGCCGAACAGGUUUCACAUCAUCCGCCCAUUGCUGCCAUUCACUGCGAGGGACGCACUUGGCAGUGCUGGCAGGAGUUCUCCAUGACCAGCAAGUUUCGCGGCAAAUACGUGCAGAUCAACCCGCUGGGCGGCGCCUAUGUGCUGUUCCAGAAGAGCGGACAUCGUUACUCCUGGCGCAAAGUGACGACCACGGUGAACAACAUCAUUGUGGGCAAACUGUGGGUGGAUCAGCAUGGCGAGAUGGAGAUCAAGGGUUCCAAUGCAGCCGAGGGCAUCAAAUGCAUCCUCAACUUUGUGCCCUACUCCUACUUCAGUCGGGAGGUUCAACGCACCGUCAAGGGUGUCGUCAUCGAUCGCAAGAACGAAGUCAAAUGGGUGAUCCGUGGCACCUGGGAUGAUAAAAUGGAGAUCGCACCAGUGUUGCGCACGCAAAAAAAUGCCGACAAUCCGACCUACAUCACCGGCGACUAUCGUGUGGCAUGGAAGCGACGUCCGGCACCGCCGGAAUCGGAGAAGUUCUACAAUUUCACCACAUUGGCCUGUCAGCUUAACGAAUUCGAGGAUGAUGUGGCGCCCACAGAUGCGCGUCGGCGUCCCGAUCAACGCCUGAUGGAGGACGGCGCCUGGGACGAGAGCAAUCAGGAGAAGUUGCGCCUGGAGGAGAAACAGCGCACGAAACGUCGCGAACGUGAAGCCGAAGCGGAAGCAGCGGCAGCCGAGGGACGACCAUAUCCGGCAUAUGAACCGAUGUGGUUCAAGCAGGAGAAGGUGCAGAAUAGCGAUGAGUAUGUGCAUGUCUUUAAGAACACAUACUGGGAUGCCAAGGCUGCGCAGGACUGGAGCGGUUGUCCGGAUAUCUACUAACUUCAGCAACAACAAGAAAAUAUUUAUAAUAAUAUACUAUAUUUCAAUAUUGAUGCCUCGAAAUCCGCUCUUCAAAAUUAUGCGCCCCACACUCGAAUCCCCCUAAAAAAAAGGAAACAAGCCCCGAGCACAGUCAACAAAAAAAAAAAGAAACUACACUAUUGAACUCUAAUCGAACGAUAUGUAAUAACAUUUUUCAACUACUUACACAACACACAACACACACACAUCUACAUAUUAUAUAUACGACUAUAAAUUAAUUAUUGUAAAGUAGCUGCAAAUGUUGGAACUGAAAAUGUUUUUUAUAGAGCCAAGUCUCGUGAGGAUUGAACAGGGAAGAACUGUAACGAGGCGAGGCUAGGCGACAACGACGACGAAGAGCGCGCGUUUAUCAAAUUGUUUAUCAUUGGUUUUUUUAUUUGUAUUUAAUCUAUGCUUUUAUCAAAUAAUUAUGGCACCUACACCUUACCAUCCAUAUAGCAUAAACAACUAACACACUUACUAUACUAAUAUGUAGUAGCGACACGGUGUGUGGAUUAUAUAUAGUGAAAAGCGAUAUCGAUAUGCGAAUCGAAAUCGCUUUCACUCUAAACAACGUUUUCCUUUUUGGCCGAUUGAAAAUUGCUAGUUUGUUUUUCGCCUCUUUUGGUUUGUUGUGUACAUACAUAAAUAACAAAUAAAAAUAAAAUAAAGCUAAUUAGACCCUUAGGUCUAAAAAAAAAAAACAACCACAAAAAUGAAAUAUGAAUAAUGCAACAAAAAAAAAAAUGGA